This is a messenger RNA of Prosopis cineraria, 1095 nucleotides long. RefSeq names its product transcription repressor OFP12-like. Gene Ontology annotation, biological process: negative regulation of DNA-templated transcription. The transcript is spliced from 2 exons. NCBI's taxonomy places the organism in Eukaryota, Viridiplantae, Streptophyta, Magnoliopsida, Fabales, Fabaceae. The record is from RefSeq and is a predicted model, not a curated record. Bases 223 to 819 code for a protein of 198 amino acids.
GUUCAACACUUCCCAUGUGCACCUUCCUUCUAUUCUAAACAACCAUGCCUUCAACCGCAGCUUAUAAUUAAUACUAUGUAUUGCAUCUUAUUAUCAAUGUUUGUCUGUUACUAGGAAUUAAGAAUCCCGAAAGCAAGCGAUCCCCAUGCAGUACAUGCAUGUGGCUCUGCUCGUUGGUUUCAACUUUGAAGCAGCAAGCAAAUUAGGGAGUGGAGAAAGAGCAUGCUGGACACAAUAGGAAGAAAUCUGAACCAGUGCUUCUCCAAGCUUAUGCGGCCAUUAAUAUCACCUGAAGCUUCGUCUUCUUCUUCCGGCAGCACUCAUCAAGACGACCCUGCUGUUUCACCCGCUACGACAUCGUCUCCUGUGUUUGUUAAAAACUUCAACUCGCUGUAUGACUCGGCCUCGGAUUUUUCCAACGCCGGCAAUGAACCAGACCUGGCUACCGCCUUCGCCUCCCGACGCUUCUUCUUCUCUUCUCCCGGCCGCUCUAACUCCAUCGUGGAAUCCUCCGCCGCCGCCGGUCAGAACAGGAAAGUCUUCAAUAACAGUGUAGCCGUUCCCACCUUCUCGCCGGACCCUUAUGUGGACUUCCGACGGUCCAUGCAGGAGAUGGUGGAGGCGCGUCCGGAGCUGAUGGAUGUUAACUCCAACUGGGAAAUCUUGCACGAGCUUCUCCUCUGCUAUCUUGCUCUCAACCCCAAACACACCCACAAGUACAUCGUGGGUGCUUUCGCUGAUCUUCUCGUCAACCUCAUGCCGUCGCCGCCUCCUGACUCCACCGAUGGCAUCAUCACCGACGUCGUGGGUGCCACCUAAUUCAUACUUUUUACUCAGUUCGUGAUUAAGAUGGAUCUGUCCGAAGAAAUUAAAGGUGAUAACCUUUCAUUCGUUUGUUAUCUUCGCAUCUAUCACUGUCUGUUAUUGAAUCUCUCUCUCUCUCUCUCUCUCUCUCUCUGUGUCUUUCUAAUAUCCUUUUGGGUUUUUAAGUUUUCUUUGGGUGAGAGUGUGAGGGUAUUAUUUUGAUUUCAACUCUACCCUCUUCGGCUUCAGGCUUACUAACUUUAUAGCCAUGUUUAGCUCCUUUUCCUCAUA